AUGAAGGCGCCGAGGCUCUUCCAGAAGCUAACGAAGUCGGCGGUGAUCCCUCCCCUGCUGAUCAUUCUGACGGUCGUCCUUCCGCUCGUCAGUUCACUGGUCACUUACGCCUUCGUUUCUCUUCCCGACAACUCGAUCUCUCUGGACUUGACUGGUUCCCUACUUCUCCUGUUAGUCCUUUUCAAGAUCUUGAUUUUGGGAUCGCUGGGCACCUUCCCCAUCGACUUGAACGCUGUUUUCAACAAACGGAAGGGAAGACGAGCGGCGCGCCAUCUGAUGGAUGGAGCACUAGUGGAUGAUCUACCGUGCACCGUUAGAAUACUUUGCGAACUAGAAACAACUGCCACGCCCAGUUCAGUAGACGAUCGAGGCCAGACACUCGAGGAUGGUGACCGUGUCGAAGGGACUUUGCUGGAUAUAGAUCAUAUUGGAUUAUAUCAGGAGGCAGCCGUCCUUACACUUUUCGGGUAA
Molecule: messenger RNA, 471 nt
Organism: Macrobrachium nipponense
Lineage: Eukaryota; Metazoa; Arthropoda; Malacostraca; Decapoda; Palaemonidae
Exons: 4
Coding region: 1-471 (156 amino acids)
Source: RefSeq, a predicted model, not a curated record